Molecule: messenger RNA, 1877 nt
Organism: Papaver somniferum (opium poppy)
Lineage: Eukaryota; Viridiplantae; Streptophyta; Magnoliopsida; Ranunculales; Papaveraceae
Exons: 16
Coding region: 354-1571 (405 amino acids)
Source: RefSeq, a predicted model, not a curated record
UUGGGCGUGUAAUUCGGAAUUUGAGUACGCGAGGGUUCUUAAAAACUUUCUUUCUUUCACCAAAAUCUAGAGACAAAAACAAAAAACACAAACUGAAAUCUCUCAAGACUUUAAAGUAUUCUUCUUCUGUACUUCCUUCCCCUCUCCUCUUAGUUUCUUCUUCUUCUUCACAUUUUCUGAAUACAGACAGAAAUUAAAUACAGAAAGAAAUUAAGUGGUUUCCUUUUUUGAAUAUAAAGAAGUUAUUAUUUCUCUCUUUUUUUCUCUUUAUAACCCAGGUGGUUAAUGGUGAUGAUGAUGUGAAACUAUUCAAGUAAUUUACAGGAAUACAAGUUAAAAGUUUAUUCCCAAACAUGAAGUUCUUAUCAAAUUCUGUUUCUCUUCUGGUAGAUCCUAAAUUUAGGAGAUCGUGUCUCUGCAGUCUAGUUCCAACUGCUUCUUUGCUUUGCUUAGUUUUCUUCUUCGGGAGUGCCUUCAUCGCCACAGACAACAAAGAUAAAUUAACAAGAUGGGGAAUGCAUGAUUCUAUAGAGAGUGAUGAUCAAUCAGAUACUUGCAAGAAUAAAUGCAUGCCCAACGGAUCAGAAGCGUUACCAUUGGGUAUUGUUGCGAAGUCUUCUAACCUGGAAAUGCGACCAUUAUGGGGUAUCCCAAAAAAGAUCAAAGAAAAGUCUUUAUUGGCCGUUGCUGUUGGGAUAAAGCAAAAAGAAAAUAUCAACAAAAUGGUUAAAAAGUUCCCUACUCGUGAUUUUGUUAUUAUGCUUUUCCAUUACGAUGGGUUUGUUGACGAAUGGAAUGACUUGGAGUGGAGUGAACGUGCUAUACAUGUCUCGGCAGUAAAUCAAACGAAAUGGUGGUUUGCUAAGCGUUUCUUACAUCCAGAUAUAGUUGCGGAAUACAGUUACAUCUUUCUCUGGGAUGAGGACCUUGGGGUUGAAAAUUUUCACCCAGGACGGUAUAUAUCAAUUGUUAAAGAAGAAGGAUUAGAAAUAUCUCAGCCAGCAUUGGAUCCUGCUAAAUCAGAGGUGCAUCAUCAAAUUACUGCACGUGGAAGGAGAUCAAAAGUUCACAGAAGGAUUUAUAAAACAUCUGGUGGGAAUAAGUGUGAUGAAAGCAGUAAUGAUCCUCCAUGCACAGGGUUUGUCGAAAUGAUGGCACCUGUGUUCUCAAGAGCUGCGUGGCGUUGUACCUGGUAUAUGAUCCAGAAUGAUUUAAUACAUGCCUGGGGCGUGGAUAUUCAACUUGGAUACUGUGCUCAGGGUGAUAAAACAAAAAAUAUCGGGGUUGUGGAUGCUGAAUAUAUAGUUCACCAGGGUCUCCCAACACUUGGAAUUGUGGAUGAAGUGAAGUCCAACUUUAACCAACCUACCCAACCUAAAGACGCAUCUAACUCAGGGGCAUCGGUGGUUCCAAUCGUGCAUCCUUACGAUGACAGAAUGAAUGUGAGGAGGCAGUCAUACAUCGAAUUGGAGAUCUUCAGGACAAGAUGGAAAAGAGCUGUAGAGAACGAUAAAUGUUGGCAUUACCCAACUUAUCAACCUUCGAAUCAGACUGGUAGUAUUCGUAAAUAAUGAUUCAUAACAGAUCUCCUCGAGAACCAACUUGAUCGGUGUAAGGUUAGCGUCAUAUACACAUACCCAGUACAAAUAUACAGCAACACUUUGGAGGAAAUACUUAUAAAUGCUUCCAAAAUGAGAAAAUGAAAAAGGACAUGUUGAAGUGAAAGAAACAAACAAAUGGAUGUUGUUUCUCGGCAUAGUUGGAGAAACAAUUGAGUUUUCUCCCUUUUGUCUGUUCAAUUUUUUGUAAAAUGUAUAAUGCUUGUAAUUAUAACAUUUUUCAACAAAUAAUGAAAAUCAUUAUGGCUUUGACAGUCA